Messenger RNA from Vitis riparia (riverbank grape), 3113 nucleotides. RefSeq names its product disease resistance protein RGA2-like. Gene Ontology annotation, biological process: defense response to other organism. The record is from RefSeq and is a predicted model, not a curated record. Gene Ontology annotation, molecular function: ADP binding; protein binding. Lineage: Eukaryota; Viridiplantae; Streptophyta; Magnoliopsida; Vitales; Vitaceae. Bases 35 to 2767 code for a protein of 910 amino acids. The transcript is spliced from 3 exons.
UUCCCUAUUCCUUGAUCCUUCUUGAUAUCAUAACAUGGCUGAAUCCUUUGCAUUUAACAUUGCUGAUAAGCUUCUGGGGAAGGCCACCUCCCUUGUUGUCGAGCAAGUCUGCCUUGCAGGGGGUGUCUACAGCGAGCUGGAAAAUAUCAAGGCCACCUUAUCCACUGUCAGAGCCGUGCUCUUGGAUGCGGAGGAGCAGCAAGUCAACAACCAUCAGCUCACUGAUUGGCUUGGGAAGCUCAAGGAUUGCUUUUAUGAUGCAGAAGAUGUGCUUGAUGAAUUUGAGUAUGACUCUUUGCAGCGGGUAGUAGUGAGUGAGGGAGGCAUUAAAAGAAAGGUACGCCAUUUCUUUUCCAGCUCAAAUCCACUUGCAUUCCGCUUUAAGAUGGGUAAUAAGAUGAAGGAGAUUAGAGAGAGAUUAGAUAAGGUCGCAGCUGAUGCGGAUAAAUUUAAUCUCAAGAAAAUGGGUGUCAAUGUGCCUGUGCCUGUCCUGAAUAGGAAGAGGGAGAACUACUCCUUUGUGCGUGCUUCCGAUGUCAUCGGAAGGGAUGAUGAUAAAGAAAAUAUUAUACAGCUUCUGAUGCAAUCAAGCGAUGAGGAAAAUGUUUCUGUUCUUCCCUUGGUUGGAAUCGGUGGUCUUGGCAAGACUACUCUGGCCAAAUUAGUAUAUAAUGAUGGGAGAGUAGUUGCUGAUUUUGAGAAAAGAAUGUGGGUUUGUGUGUCAGAUGAGUUUGAUGUCAAAAGGUUAAUAAAAGAAAUCAUUACUUCUGCCACUCAUGGCAAAUGUGAUGAUUUACCCAUGGAUGAGUUGGCACGUCUUCUUAUAAAUGUAUUAGAUGAUAAUAAAUUCUUACUUAUCUUAGAUGACGUGUGGAGUAAGAAUCGAGAUAAAUGGCUUGAGUUAAAAGCCUUGCUAGAUGGCAGUGCUAAGGGAAGUAAAAUAAUUGUCACCACACGUGAUAAAUUGGUAGCCUCCGUCAUGGGUACUUGUCCCAUGUAUGAAUUAAAGGGUCUUUCUGAUGAGGAGUGUUUGUCUCUAUUUAUUACAUGUGCAUUCAAGGAUGAUCGAGAUAAACAAUAUCCAAGACUUGUGGGGAUUGGGAAGGAUAUUGUCAAAAAACGCAAAGGCCUCCCUCUGGCGGUAAAAACUUUGGGUGGCUUGCUUUAUUUAAAGGCAGAGGAAAAAGAUUGGUUGAGAGUGCGAGAUAGUGAAAUCUGGAAACUAGAGCAAAAGAAAGAUGAUGUUUUGCCCGCAUUGAAACUAAGCUAUGAUGAAUUGCCAUUUUAUUUAAAACAAUGUUUUGCAUCUUGUUCGCUUUAUCCAAAAGAUAUUCAAUUCAAUAACAUUCAGUUGAUUGAAAUGUGGAUGGGGCAAGGUUUGAUUCAACCAUCAGAACAAAACGAAGAGAUGAAAGAUAUUGGCAAUCGAUACAUUGAUGAGUUAUUACAAAAAUCAUUCUUUCAAGAUGUCGAGGAAGAUGUUCCGGGAUUCUUUUAUUGUUUCAAAAUGCAUGAUCUUGUACAUGAUCUUGCUUUAUUGGUGGCACAACCUGAGUGUAGCAUGUUAAAUUUUGAUAGUGAAAACAUUUCUACAAAAGUUCGGCAUGUUUCAAUUUUGAAAAUUGAUGAAACAAAGGAAGAAGAGACAAUUUCAAGAUUCUUUGGGAAGCUGAACAAUGUAAGAACCAUUUUAUUCCGAGAUCAUGAUGUUGGGCCAAAAUGUGAAUCAUUUGUCAUUACUUGCCUCUUAAGAUUUAAAUACAUGCGAGUUCUGAAUGUAGCAGAUUUGAGCUUCGAGGAACUACCAAAUUCCAUUUGUAAUCUCAAGCACCUCAGAUAUUUGAACCUAAUAGACAAUAAUAGCAUCAAGAAACUCCCGAAUUCUAUUUGCAAAUUGCACCAUUUGCAAACAUUGCAUCUAUUUGGAUGUGAUUCAUUUGAAGAAUUGCCAAGAGAUGUUGGGAAGAUGAUGAGUUUAAGGCAUUUGUCUGUAACAACACAACAAAUGGCUUUUCCCCACAAAGAAAGAGAGGUAGGGAGGAGAUGCUUCAACUCUCUUCGGAUUUUAAUCAUUGGGGGAUGUCCUAAUUUGGAAUCUCUUAUGGAAGGGAUGCGAAACUUCACUGCUCUUAGAACAUUGAUAAUUGCGGAAUGUCCACGUCUAUCGUCUUUGCCGAAACACCUACCUGCAUUAGAGAACUUGAUAAUAGGAGAUUGUGAAAGUCUUGAUUUGGGGAAUAGGAAUGGGGAAAAGGAAGGCAACAUUCAAGGCUUUGGAAGCCUACGAAAUUUGUUAAUUUCUAGGUUACCGAUGCUAGAGAUUUUGCCCAGGUGGCUAUUUCAAGUACCUACUUCUAACACUCUGCUUUACUUGGCCAUUGGCUAUUGUGAAAACUUUAGAGCAUUGUCGGAGGAGGAAGAGUCACUAAGUCUCACAUCCCUUGACACACUUGUGAUUAAAGGCUGCUCAGAACUCUUAGCUCUACCUGAGGGAAUGGGUCACCUCACUGCAUUAAGACAACUGCAGAUUGAACGUUGCCGUAACUUAGCCGCUUUGCCAGAGAAGAUGCGUCGCCUUACUGCCCUAACACAGUUGAAGAUUGAAGACUGUCCUGAAUUGGCUGAAAGAUGCAAACCAAGAAGAGGUGAAGACUGGAACAAGAUUGCUCAUGUACAAGAUAUAUAUCUUGAUGGCCAAAAGAUUCAGGUGAGGAAAAGUGGUCUUGAUGAAGCAGCUGCUGGAACAAGUGGAGAGGUAGAGGACUAAAGCUUUGUCUAACUCUACAAAUCACACUCUUGAAGAAUGGAAGCAUGUACCACUCAAUAACUGUCACUAUUGAAGCAGCAUUAAACUUUGUUCUGAUCUGAAGCAGCCACAGAUGGAGUUCCCUGGUGUGGUGCUGCAGCUUUACUUCAUUUCUCUGUUUGAUUCCGUUUUCUAGGCUGCUUGUAGAUGUUUAUUUCUCUGUAUCUUCAAAACUGGAUUCUUCGCUGUCCAUUUGUUUCUAUAUUUCGUUUUCAUAGAUUGAUUUGUGUUCAAUGUAUGUUUAAUUUAAGAUGCACAAGUGUGAAAGACCUAAUUGUGUUUGUUUUAUGAAGUUCAGUUGUUUUUA